This is a messenger RNA of Caenorhabditis bovis, 1608 nucleotides long. Lineage: Eukaryota; Metazoa; Nematoda; Chromadorea; Rhabditida; Rhabditidae. The record is from the annotation of a GenBank genome assembly.
AUGAAGGACAAGUUUAAACAGAAAUACACUGCUGGAGCAGCCGUAGCUUACAUCUCCAGAAAGCAGGCAUUGAAGAAACUGCAGCUUCCAUUGAGAGAUUUCCGUCGCUUGUGUAUUAUUAAGGGCAUUUAUCCGCACGAGCCGGCACAUAAGAAGCAGGCAAACAAGGGUUCCACCGCGAACAAGGUCUUCUACUAUCGCAAAGAUAUUAAUUUUUUGGCGCAUGAGCCGAUCAUCAACAAAUUUAGGGAAAAUAAGGUGUUCUUCCGAAAAUUGAAUCACUACAAAGCGAAACGUGAGAACGAUAAGAUCGAAAAUUUGUACCAGAACAAGCCGACGUAUUCUCUUGAUCCAAUUGUGAAGGAAAGAUAUCCGACAUUUGGAUCAGCUCUUCGCGAUUUAGAUGAUGCUUUAUCUCUGUGUUUCACAUUCGCAAUGCUUCCACACACAGAAGUUUUGAAAGAGGAUAUGAUUAAUUCUUGCCGGCGAUUGACAACUGAAUUUAUGCACUAUAUUAUUGAGUCGCAAUCACUUCGAAACACAUUCAUUUCGAUCAAGGGCAUUUAUUAUCAAGCGGAAAUUCAUGGCGAGAAGAUCACAUGGAUUGUUCCACACGAGCGUGGCCUCCCACACGUCAACGACGUCGACUUCACAGUUUUGGUGACAUUCGUAGAAUUUUACAUUGCAAUGCUUGGAUUCGUUAACUACAAACUCUAUCAGACCAUUGGCUUGCAUUACCCACCACAAAUUCAUAGUAAUCAAACGGAUUCAGAAGAAAUGGAUUCAGAAGAAUACAGAGAGAAAGUGUACAGUUUGGCGAAACCAUUAGCGAAACGACCAGAUUUUUCUAACGCUGAUGAUGAUGAGCCUUUGGAUUUACUUGGAGAAGAUUCAGAUGCUUUAGCACAAAAGAUGAAGGAAGCCAAGGCUAUUAAAAAUCUGUUCAAAGGUUGUGUAUUUUAUUUGAAUCGUGAAUGCCCCAAAGAAGCACUCACUUUCAUUAUCAGGAAUUGCGGAGGAAUUGUUGGAUGGGAAAAUGGUCCGACGAAUAUUGACUCCAAAAGCAAGUCCAUUACCCAUCACAUUGUCGAUCGACCAUUUGAUGCAAUGACUAUUGGUAGACAGUAUAUUCAGCCGCAAUGGGUUUUUGAUUGUCUGAACGCCCGCAGAAAGCUUCCAACAGAAAAGUACCUGCCAGGAACUAGCCUUCCGCCUCACUUUUCGCCGUUCACUUCUGAAAAGCCUGGAGACUACAUUCCAUAUGAACGAUUGGAAGAGUUGCGCAACAUGGGCAAAGACGUUCGUGAGCUUGAAGCUGCGAUUCCAAAGACGGAAGACGAGUUGCCGAAGAGGAAGAAGGAGGUGAAGGAGGAGCCGAAGAAGGGAAUUCGUGUUGAACUCGGUAAAAUGCACAAAAAGAGCAAGGAGAAGUUCCAUGAAGCUGUUGAAAAGGGUAAUGAGACGAAGCUGCGCGAAUUGAUGAUCUCGAAGAAACACCAGCGCGUGUACCACAGUAUGAAGACGCAGUUCAAGAGAAAUCGCAACGAUGCGCUCAAGUUGAAGCGCAAAGCGAAAUUGGCGAAAGCGGCCGAGGCGACUUCGAGUUAA